Etheostoma cragini (Arkansas darter) is the source of this 3242-nucleotide messenger RNA. RefSeq names its product sushi domain-containing protein 6-like. The transcript is spliced from 10 exons. The coding region runs from base 309 to 1940 and encodes 543 amino acids. The record is from RefSeq and is a predicted model, not a curated record. Lineage: Eukaryota; Metazoa; Chordata; Actinopteri; Perciformes; Percidae.
CACAACCAACGCUACGUCGACCAUUCUAACAGAUCCGAUUUAGGAUCUGCCACAAAAUCGAGGCAGCUCAGCUGAUGUUUCAAUUGUUCUAGCUAGCGCAUCUAUUAAUAAGCUAGCCAAUAGGACGCUAGCGUUUAGCUGUAGCAGAACCACUAGGCUCGUUAAAUCAUAUUAUCGUCGUUUCGGCUGUAACGUUAAAUGUUGUCGACGUAGCUGAUAUAUUGUUGAUAAAUGCAUACAGUGUGACAAAGAGAGGGUGGAGGAUUCGAGGCCGUGUUUCUGUGGUUAACUCGAAUCUGCAGGGGAAAAUGUGCAAUGGAAUGAUAGAGUCAGUAUCAAAAGCCUUUUGGGCCAACACCUCAGCCACUAAUCGGUCCUUCUUGUUGCUGCUGCUACUGACUGCAGUGUCCACUGGGCAAGGGUCAGGAUGUGUGAGGCCAUAUAUGGUCCAGAACAGCUGGGUAAACCUUACAGAAACCAACAGGGGCUCGUUCUCCGCGGGCACAGUUCUACAGUACAGCUGUGACCCGGGUUACCUGCCAGACGGACCCAGCAUCCUCACUUGUACCACACUGGGACUCUGGACCUCUGAACCUCCUCGCUGUAUACGCAGUGGCGCAUGUCUACCCCUCUCCAAACCCGAAAAUGGGGGCUACACCUGCCACCCGUCCCCCUGCCGAAUGUUUUCCCAUGGCACUGUGAUUGAGUUCUUCUGUGAUGAGGGCUUCAUUCUCAGUGGAGACUAUAACUACCUGACCUGUCAGGAUGGACAGUGGGACGGACCAAUGCAGAUCAGUUGUGUGAGCCAAGGUUGUAUAAGACCUUCUACAGUGCAGCAUGGCUCAACUAAUCUGACAGACACCAAUAGGAGCUUGUUCCCUGUGGGCACACGUCUGCAGUACAGCUGUGACCCGGGCUACCUGCCAGCUGGACCCAGCAGCCUCACCUGCACCGCACUGGGACACUGGUCCUCAGAACCUCCUCGCUGUAUACGCAGUGACGGUUGUAUAAGACCCUCUACGGUGCAGCAUGGCUCAACUAAUCUGACAGAAACCAACAGGAGCUCCUUCCCUGUGGGCACAGUACUGGAGUACAGCUGUGACCCGGGUUACCUGCCCGACGGACCCAGCAUCCUCACCUGCACCGCACUGGGACACUGGUCCUCGGACCCUCCUCGCUGUAUACGCAGUGACGUAUGCCAGCCUCCAUUUCAGCCAGACAACGGGGGCUUCACCUGCCACCCCGCGCCAUGCCAAAGACUUUCUCAUGGCACUGUGAUCGAAUAUUUCUGUGAUGAAGGUUAUGUUCUGAAGGGAGACUAUAAAUACCUUACCUGUCAGUAUGGAGAGUGGGAUGGCCUAAUGAAGCUCAGCUGCCUCAUGGAGCAAGACCGCAAUCCAACCUUACCAUUAGGGAUGCCCGCCUUGUCCAUAGUGGCAUCCACAGCCAGCUCAGUGGCCCUUAUCCUGCUCCUAGUGGUGCUAUUUGUACUUCUGCAGCCAAAACUUAAAUCACUCCAUCGACGUGAUCCGGGUGUGUCCGGCCAGCCCGUGUCAAUCAUGGUGGAAGGAGUCCAGGUAACUCUGCCCUCAUAUGAAGAGGCUGUGAAUGCUAGUGGAGCCUCAGCUCUCAGCUCUGAGUCUCGAGUCCAGAUAGUGCUGUCGGAGGGUCAGCAUGCCACAGCGCCAGAGGCUGGCCCCUCUAGGCCUUCUUCCCUAAAACAGCAGCAAUCCGAGAUGGCCGUGGUCCACCUUGUGCCGCCGUCCUCAUCCUCCCCGUCUCCCUCGCCCUCAUCCUCUACCUGGGUUCUGGAGCAUGCAGGCGCUGCAGCUUCGUCAUCCUCGCAAAGAAGGCCGUCUGCAGGCAGCGACCAACACAGCCUGUCUCUGGACUCUGAGAUGGACUACUCUGAUGAUAUGCCAUUGCUAAAGGAGGCCUAAAAAAUGCAGCAGCCUUUGGACUUACCCGUGACAACCAGCCUUUUUACUGACUUGUACUGGUGAGCGGGAUGCCUCGUUGCCUUGUCAACACAGCUGUCAACACAGACGAGGCCAGCUAAAGAGGCUCUGGGUGAAACUAUGGGUCACUCAGUAGUUCCUCGGCCCAUCCCAAAGGAGAACAAAGAAGGGAUUCACAUGUACAUACAUGCUUACAAUUUUCUUAGAGGAAUUCCUACACUAUGUAUGUACGUCUAAUGUCUGAAGCUCGGUUUUUAAAAUGUUUGAGAAUGAAAACAAAAACAGAAAGGAACGGGCACCUCCGAAGAAGGUUGUCUUAAAAAAGGACAGAUGUAUUUCAGUUGAAUGGGCAAAGCUGCAAACUCAUUUUGGGAGUUACUAAUCUCUUCAGUGUCUUGUUUACUGUUUUUUUAACCACAUAACGCACCAUUUAAGACACAUAUCAGCAAAGAUGCAUGAAGUCCAUGAAAGUCUAGAUUUUUGUCCAAGUCACGCACACUUACAGCAUUGUCCUCAAAGAUGUUUGCAAUUAUAAAUCAUUAUUUAAGGUGUUAUUGAUCAUAACGCCUACCUCAAGUCAUUGUACAGUUUCAGCUGCUUGUCCACCCAAGAGUUCACUCUGCUACGUUUUUCAUUGGAUCGAGGGCAAACAUUUUCAGAGACUUGUUUCAGGCCUGCAUUCAGCACAUUUUACCCUUGCAAAGUGUUCAGAUGUAUUUUCUCCAUAUUUAUGCCCUUGCCUCCAAUGGCCUUAGCCUUCCACUUCUAUGCACAGGUGUCUAUAAUGUGUAAAAUAAGGAAUUGAACAAACGAAUGUCAGUUAAAUGCCUCCACUGCUUAGUGGUGUUAUGUAAGGCUUUGUCAGACACAUCCCUUGUACAGAAAAUAUUAUUUAUUCAGGCUGCUUGGAAAUUCCUUUUAAGUGUAAACGGGAAACUAAGAUGUGUAUUUAAUUUAUGUGUCCAGAACGCUGUUGAUCAGCCAUGGCUUCUUUUGAUGCUUCCACAGCUCUUGAAAACUAAACAAACUAGUAGGUAUUUUUUAGUUUGCUGCUUCAGUUUUGAUUUUACUGCAGGCGCGUUGUAUGGAAGUGUACAGAAUAGUGUACUGUCAGUGUUCACUUUGUUUGACUGUCCACUGAAUUUACUGUGGGACUGAGGAAUGGGUCUUUGUUUUGUGUUUUUGUGAAGAUGUUAUUUUAAUAUAUGUAAAAAAAAAAAGUUAAGUUAAGUUCACUCUGUAUAUACCAUCCGAUCAUUUUGAUUAAAUAUUAUUUGAGAUGUU